AUGCCGUCAAGCGACACGUUAAUUGUCCAGAGCUUAUUCUGGGGAAUGGACGUUGUGGAUCUGAUUCGUUUAUGUUUUGUCUUCGCCGCAUGUACAACGUUCACAUUCUUCUCGAUACCUCUCCUAAAUCACCGAUUUGUCAACUAUGGAGCUCGCACGAGCGAUCGAAACAAUGCGAAUUCGACAGACGCCAAACCCACCGAUAAACCACCUUCCUCCUCCUCUUCAUCAUCAUCGCCGUCACGCAAUGCUGGAUUUGUUUCGCAGGUAAUGGAUGCGCUAGCAACAUGGCAGGUACCACACCAAUAUUUCACGCAUUACUACGUCGUAUCUGUCCUGUCCUCUGUAUUCUGGAUCAGUCAGCUUCUUACGAAAGGCCCAGCGUUUCUGUUUGUUGUGUCCAACAUGAGCGACGAACAUCUACAAAACUCAAUGACCAUACAUCAGGUUCUGUUGUGUACAACCUUGAUGCUCAUUCAAGGCGGUAGGAGACUGUAUGAGAGCUUUGCGCUUGCGAAACCUUCGUCAUCUCAGAUGUGGGUUGUGCAUUGGCUAUUGGGUCUAUGCUUCUACGCCGGUAUUACCACAGCUGUGUGGGCAGAAGGAUCGAGGUCUGUACAAUCCACGACGCUCACUAUACAUGAUCUGCGAAUCUCUCAAGUUCCAUCACUAAGGACGUUGUUGUGUCUUCCGAUCUUCCUGAUGGCGUCUGGCAUCCAGCAUGAUUGCCAUUAUUACCUCUCAUCGCUGAAAGAAUAUACUGUCCCAAAACAUCCACUAUUUCAAUGGGUCAUCUGCCCUCACUAUACAGCGGAAUGCUCCAUAUACCUCUCUCUUGCCCUUCUUGCAGCGCCGCGUGGAGAAAUGAUCAACAAGUCUGUUCUGUGUGGCUUGUUGUUUGUUGUGGUUAAUCUAGGCGCCACAGCAUACAACACGGAGAAAUGGUAUAGAGCGAGGUUUGGUGAGGAUAGUGUUCGUGGGAAGUGGAAGAUGUUGCCCGGCAUAUUCUGA
Talaromyces marneffei is the source of this 1011-nucleotide messenger RNA. RefSeq lists its product as uncharacterized. Bases 1 to 1011 code for a protein of 336 amino acids. The record is from RefSeq and is a predicted model, not a curated record. Gene Ontology annotation, biological process: polyprenol catabolic process; dolichol-linked oligosaccharide biosynthetic process. Gene Ontology annotation, cellular component: endoplasmic reticulum. NCBI's taxonomy places the organism in Eukaryota, Fungi, Ascomycota, Eurotiomycetes, Eurotiales, Trichocomaceae. Gene Ontology annotation, molecular function: 3-oxo-5-alpha-steroid 4-dehydrogenase activity. The transcript is spliced from 3 exons.